Messenger RNA from Drosophila rhopaloa, 1236 nucleotides. Its product is annotated as late embryogenesis abundant protein 1. The record is from RefSeq and is a predicted model, not a curated record. NCBI's taxonomy places the organism in Eukaryota, Metazoa, Arthropoda, Insecta, Diptera, Drosophilidae. Bases 300 to 521 code for a protein of 73 amino acids. The transcript has 2 exons.
AAAUAUUUUGAGUAUAGAGAGAUUCUUUACUGAUAGUCCAAACCAAAAUGUUGGGCUUUACCCUAGAUAAUUUUUUUAAAUUUAUUAUCCAAUUUCUUCCCUAUCUAAUCCAACAAAAAUAUAUAUUGACAAGAAAUUUGUUGAUGUGUGACCUAUAAAGGCACCCACUCUAGUUUUAAAUCAUAUAAAAAUCCUGACUGAGCUCCAGGCUUCAAAGUCAAACCAGCAGAUCAGCGAUUGAGGGAAACCAGACGACCUUGUCCCGAUGCGUUGGGUUUUGGCUGCGGUUAAGUUGCGUAAUGGAUGAGAGUAAGAAAAAAGCUGGAGAAGCGGCCGCUGCUGCCAAAGAAGCUGCUGCAUUGGCGGCCCAGGAGGCCAAGGCAAAAGCGGGGGCAACCGCAGGGGCGGCCAAGGAGAAGGCAUCGGCGGCGGCCACUGCGGCCAAAGAGAAGUCGACGGCUGCGGUAAUCGCUGCAAAGGACAAGGCUUCUGCAUCGGCAUUCGCUGCCAAGGAAAAAUAAAAAACAUGGCAGUUGCAGCAGCAGCAAUAGCAAAAUCAAAAGUUGCAACGCCGAGAAGGGAAUAAAUCUAGCUGCAACAUACCAACAGAAACACUCAGCUCCGCAGCAAUGUGAAAUCCGCAGAAGCUGCAAGAAUAAGGGGAAUUUGAGCAACUGCGGCAGCAUCAGCGAACUCAGCAGCAACAUCAGCAUCCCCCGCAGCAACAUCAGCAUCUCCCCGCAGCAACAUCAGCAUCUCCCGCAGCAACAUGAGCUACUCCCGCAGCAACUUAAAGGCCGGCAGCAACACAAAAAACAACAGCAGCAGAUGGUCCGAUGAAAAACUAUAGGCCAGCGGCAAUAUAGGGCCAGAUAACCGGUUGUGCCCCUGGCCAUUCAAAAAUGUAUAUCCAUAGCCGGUCGAGCGAGAAGAUUGUCAUUUGCGCCGACUGUGACCUCUAAUCUGGCAGAACCCCUUUCCCCGCACUCUUGCGAGCACAAAUUAGUCAAACAAAAUCAAAAGUCAAGCCUGUCUGCAGAUAAACAUCGUUAAUUAUUCAUAGUAAAUCAAAGCGCUCACCAAAUGCCAAAGUAGCAUCUACACUCUGUAAAUACAACUGGGCGACUUGGGGUCUUGAGUUGUUUUGGGCAGGCCAGUUGUCAUUGACAGCCGAAACAUAAAAAGUCCAAGACGAGUUUUUCGAUAAAAUGCUAAUUUCUCGGUUUGCCAAGAGAA